GUCAUUAUUCAGAGCUCGGCAGGCAAUCUGGCAUUGCGAAUCGCUUCCUGUGGGCCUGACUCCACUCAUCCUCAGCCCAGCGUCCACGCGCUGCGCACACACAUUCACUUACGGUUAACCCGGACUGCGCUUCUUGGAAGCUCUUCCUUUCCCUCUCGCUACCAACAACUUGUCCUCUUGCCCGUCGCAACGAGACACCACCAAACCUCGUCAAGAAGCCAACCUCCCAAGAUGCGCCCCACUGCUUGCCGAUGAUCCCAGCACUCCUCCGAAUCCCGAUCGAUCCAUCACUUUGUGCACGAGCCUGGCAGCCUCACCUGGCCCGUCCUGGACCGCACUGGCGUGAGAAGGGCCUGGCUUCAGAGCCUGCCUAGAGUUUUCCACAUACAACAUUCGAUGCACUCCCGCACAUCCCAUCUCAUCAAGACUCGUCCUACCUUCGAUGCCAGUGGAGCCUAGGGAGACGAUCGACCUGAAUAUCUGCGAAGCUGUCUGCAAUGGCUGAAGGCGUGCCUUCCUCGUCGUCGGGCGCCCCUUCCCAAGGGGAGAACCCGCCGACAGUCAACAUCUCCAUCAUUUCUCCUUCGCUCGCCGUCAAUGCUCCGCUGAAUUUCACCGGCCUUGCCGCCUCCACGACCGUCGGCCAGCUAAAGGAGAAGAUCCGUGAAGCGUUGGAUGCGAGGCCGGCCAACGAGCAGCAACGUUUGAUCCACCAGGGCAAGCUGUUGAAUCGCGAGACAGAGACACUUCUGGACGUCUUUGGUGAGCAAAAGCUUCGCGGCUCGGAUCAGGUGGCCAUCCACCUCGUCAUCCGAGACGUCGACCCUCACCACGCCUCCACCCAAGGAGCUCCUACCCGCGACCAAAGCCCUGCGCCGAACCCCCCUCCCCGCCAAAGCGCCCCUUCUGUUCUCAAUACCGCCGCCGCACCUCAUCACCAUCACCCUGGCCACCACCACCACCACCACCUUCCCCCUAGGUUUGGGGGCCUAGCACCGCAGGCUGGCCAGCCUCAUUCGCCGUUUCCCGCACAUGGACUUGGGAUGCCGGCACCGGGCAGCCAGACAAGCGCACAGCUUGUUGCUCAACAGCAACAAUUGAUGGCACAAUAUUUGAAUCAGCUCAAUCAGCGACCAGUAGGACACCACGGCCAACAAGCACGAGGUGCUACCGGCUUACAGGGCAUGCCCGGGCAUGGACAGGCCAUCAACCCGCAGUUUCCGGGCCUUGGCCAGGGAAGGAACAGCCCUCACCCAGAAUAUCAAGGCUACGUGCGGGAAACGGUCGGGCCGAAUGGUGAAGUUGUCCGCGUCACCAUGAACUCUGCAUUCAUUGCUCCGAACGGACAAGUUUUCCCCGUGAAUCUGCAGAACCUACAACACGGAAACGGCGGUGCUGCCGCACAUACACCCGGUGGCCCAUUGUCCACCAACGACGUGCAAAACAUCAUUCGCAACGCUGAUGCUAGCCAAGCAACAUCUAUACUGACAAACGCUAUGCAUCGCAGCGCGUCCGGCGCUUCUCUCGCGAACUUGAACUUGACUGGCCCGCGGCAGCCGAUCCAAACCCCUGGGGUCACAGUUCCUAGGAGACCUGGGUCUACGGUUCCCCUGAGCAGGACUGCCACUCCCGACCCUCUCAGAAGCUCCAGCCACGGCAGCGUCUCAGCGCCUCCGGCCAACCCUUCACUGAGAAUGCCAAGCACAACCCAGCCUGAGGUGUACAUACUGAGCUCGCCACAAGGGCCACGGGCCUUACUGGUCAACAACCAGUCAGACCUGUACUUCACACCCGCGCCGCGAUACCCGGCACCCCAGGCUAUACCCAACUUUGUGUCUCCGUGGCUCCAGCCGCCAGCGGCUCAACCGCGACCGGCAUUUGCUGUCGACAACACACAGCAAGCUGCCCAACCACAACCGGCCGUCGGUCGCGCUGAACAGCAGGCUCCACAGGCUGGCAAUGUGAGAGUGAACAUCUUUCAAGGAGCGGCCGCUCAACAACCAGCUCAGCAACAGCAAGCCCAGGCGGCGCGGCCCUUUGCGCCAGGUGGCGCACCUGCCGUGCAGUACCACCCGGCCAAUCCAGAGGGUGGGCUGGCAGGGGCACUGCUCGGCGCUGUUUGGCCGCACAUUUGGUUGUUGGUAAGACUGGGCAUCUUUGUGUGGUGGUUCACGUCUUCUGAUACAAGCUGGACGCGCUGGUUUACCAUCAUGGCUAUCGCCACGGCCGUCUUCUUGAUCAACACAGGUGUCCUGGACAGGCGCGCCAACAAUUUGUUUAACCCAAUACGCCGCCAUCUCGACGGGAUCAUCCCGCUUGCCCCUGGUGAAGAUGUGCGGCGAGAAAGAGAGCGCAAUGCGGGCCCACCCAUGGGAGAGGACAAUGGCGCCAGGUUUGAAAUCGCAAGAGACCCGAGACUGGGCGAGCAGCAGGACGGGCCGAAUCCCGCGCAGACUGCCGCACGAUUGAUUGCUCAGAGACAAGAACAGAAUGCCAACUGGUUCGUUGAUCAGUUCCGUCGUCUUGAGCGGGCUGGCUUGCUGUUCCUGGCCAGUAUCGCCCCAGGGGUAGCAGAGCGCCACAUCCAGGCCCUGGUGGCACAGGAGCGGGCGGAAAGGGAGCGUAGGGAGGCCGAGGAGCGCGCCGAGCGGGAGCGCAGAGAGGCCGAGGAGCAGGCAACCACAGAAGCGACAGCAUCUGGCACAGAGGGAGCUGCUUCUUCCGGCGAGACACAGAAUGCAGACUCCUCGGAGUCUGUAGGCGGAGGAAGCGAGCCUCAGCAAGAGCAACAACCGCCUAUGGCCGCCGCAUAGGAUCGAGACGAUGUGUGGUCUCAACCGAAAUUCCCAUUCCAGAGUUGUAUUGUAUUAGUAUUGCUAUUGAAGACGGGUCCGGAAGGAACGCCAAGAUAUCCAGCGCGAUCACAACAGCGCCAACCAUUUGUAGCAAGGAGUUGAAGGGCCAAAACAGACUUGUUCUCGGACUAGUCAGAGCAUACAUAUACUGCGUGCCAUAGAUAAUAUCAAGCAUUCAGGACACCCGA
Diaporthe batatas is the source of this 3043-nucleotide messenger RNA. RefSeq lists its product as uncharacterized. Gene Ontology annotation, biological process: endoplasmic reticulum unfolded protein response. Lineage: Eukaryota; Fungi; Ascomycota; Sordariomycetes; Diaporthales; Diaporthaceae. Gene Ontology annotation, molecular function: protein binding. The transcript is spliced from 2 exons. The record is from RefSeq and is a predicted model, not a curated record. Bases 498 to 2813 code for a protein of 771 amino acids.